AUGAGGAAACUAAGAAUCAAGGGAUGGGAUGAAGGUGGACAUAAGAAGAAAGGUAAAUCUACCAAUGAGGGUGAAGGUGAGAAGGGAUGGCAUGAGGCUGAAGGUGAUAAUGAUACUGUUCCAACUAACGCAAAAAGACAAAAGAUGAGCAGAGGACCUAUGACUUGCAAAAGAUGCGGAGAAAAAGGUCAUAGACAAGCUAGUUCCAAGUGCCCAUUGAAUGGGACCGCAAAAAAGGGGCAACCUAGGAAGAAUGUUACAAAACAAAUGCAGCAAGGACCUAGCACCCCACAGAGGCCAACUAGGGAACAAAUCCUACGGGAUAGUCCAGGAAGGGUCACAAGAAGCAUGGUGGCAAUGUUAUUAGGAGAUGGCAUAUCUUCACAACCUGACAACACUAGCCCCGUGAGGAUGCCUACCCCGGUGCCACCAUAA
Molecule: messenger RNA, 435 nt
Organism: Panicum virgatum (switchgrass)
Lineage: Eukaryota; Viridiplantae; Streptophyta; Magnoliopsida; Poales; Poaceae
Exons: 3
Coding region: 1-435 (144 amino acids)
Source: RefSeq, a predicted model, not a curated record